AUGGAAUUAUAUUUUCAAAUCAAAUCAGAUUACAUGAAUGAUGGGGUUUCUCAAACCGUGAAAUUAAUUAUAUGGAAUAUUCUGAGAAAUCCAAAUAUACCUUGUGAAAUUAGAAAUCAAUCUCUUUACAGACUUUUGGUGGGCGUAUGUGAAGAAUUAAUAUUCAAUGAGAUUGAAGCUGUAUAUUGAAGUAUUUUCUUACUCCCCCCCCUCCGUGAGUGAGCAAAACCUUUAGAAAAAACCCCUAUUUUUUGCCCAAAAGCCCACCUCCCAUGAGCGAACAAAAAUUUUUUAAUAGAAAAAUUAUUUAUGAAAAAAAAAUUGAUAUAUAGGUGAUAAUUAUUAUAAUGAAAUCUAUAGCUAAUUCUGUUUAAUUUUAAAAAUUUGCGUUUUAAUACAAAUUAAAUUAAAAGUUUGGUUUUCCAAUUUUUACGAAUUAGGAUUUUUUUAAAAUUUCCAAAAAAAAAAUUAACCCCCCUCCGUGAGCAAACAAAAUUUUUUUGUUCACUCACGGAUGGAAGAGUUAGAAGAUUAUGUAUGAACUGAAAUAGAUGAUUCAUUACAUGAUUUAUUAUUAUUUAGUGGGUUUGCGGUAAAAAAGGAAAUAUGCGACUCUGUGGAGCCUUUUUUGUUUUAUCUUGAGACUUCCCAUGACAAAUUUUUAAUAAGUUAUGAAAUCUGAGAGCAAAAUCAUUCCCCAUUUAUACAGAUUGGUAUCUUGGAGUUGAAUUCCAAGUACCAAAAACUUACAUCUUUUGAUAAUAGAGACAGCGGCGAGCUCUUUAAUUUCAAUUUUUAUGUUGACGACAUCCUUCAUGCAUGUCCUCCAUAUUCAAUUCCUGAACUGAAAGCUGAAGCUGAUGAUAAAAAAGAUGAAAAUGAAAGAGCAGAAUCUUUCAGAUCAAACUCCUUUUCACUUUUUUUUGAAAAUAAACGAAUGUCGUCGUCUGAUAAUUUAUUACCAUAAAUAAAAUGGCAUUCGGUUUGAGUGAAAUUGGCUUCGCCAAUUUUCUCUCCUCAAGCAAUUUUUAUUUAUGGGGUUAGUUACCUCGAGAACUUUUGCACAACAAUAGCGGUUUAAACUCUGGGGAUAGCCAGAGGAACAGCUCCUCAGUGCACUCAAGAGGCUCAGAGUUUUUACCUUUCUGCACAUCUCUACGGGACCCCUAGGCGGAGCACGCGCUGAGUAAGGCAAGGUAUUGACAACGCGCCGGGGGAGACGUGCAGCGAAGACUGGCGGCGAAGCUUUGAUAGAAGGUUUGGGCGAUGGGCUGACCUUCGUGAAUGCAAGAUGGCUCGGUGAUGUCACUAGUUUAGCUAUAUCCCUUUUAUAAGGGUGCAGCACUAGACACCUUAAACACAAGAUAAUAAGUAAGUAAGAUAAUUUAUUACCAGAUUUAGCUACAAAUGCUAGCACUGGACAAAGUUCACUUGUGUACAACCCAGGGCUGCUUCAAAAGAUUGACAGCAUCUGUAAUGUUUAUUUGAACGUUGAUAUUCCCAAAAUUGUAACCGAUCCGUCAAAAACAAAGAAAAAGAGAAGUUCAUUAUUAUCGCUGUUGUCAGAUUCAGCCCAAAACUAA
Messenger RNA from Blepharisma stoltei, 1583 nucleotides. Lineage: Eukaryota; Ciliophora; Heterotrichea; Heterotrichida; Blepharismidae. The record is from the annotation of a GenBank genome assembly.